This is a messenger RNA of Acanthoscelides obtectus, 201 nucleotides long. The record is from the annotation of a GenBank genome assembly. Lineage: Eukaryota; Metazoa; Arthropoda; Insecta; Coleoptera; Chrysomelidae.
AUGCCAAGCUUGUUGUGCGUACAAGUAAAGCAGCAAAUGGAGACUAUUGAGGACAUUUCAACAAUGCUAGAAAAAACAUCAUCUGAACAAUUUACAGAAGGGGAAAUCUUGGAGUGGCUGGAAGAAAUUGAAGAACAUACUCUUCAAGACGAAUUUCAAGAUGACUAUUAUGAAAAUUCACUAAGUGACGAAGAAACAUAA